Messenger RNA from Staurois parvus, 522 nucleotides. Lineage: Eukaryota; Metazoa; Chordata; Amphibia; Anura; Ranidae. The record is from the annotation of a GenBank genome assembly.
AUGACAUCUUCGAGCGCAUCGCCGGCGAAGCUUCCCGCCUGGCUCAUUACAACAAGCGCUCCACCAUCACCUCCCGGGAGAUCCAGACCGCCGCCGUCCGCCUCCUCCUGCCGGAGAGCUGGCCAAGCACGCCGUCUCCGAGGGCACCAAGGCCGUCACCAAGUACACCAGCGCCAAGUAAUCCCCCCGCCCCCCGGGGCCCCAUCAUCCCAACAAGGACACAAAGGCUCUUCUAAGAGCCGCCCACCAUUCCAAUCACUGAGCUGUCAUCACAUUGUAUUGCCGCUAGAGGUCCCCCACACGUCACACUUACACUGGGUUUCUAGAUUUGUUCUCGCUAUCAGAAUACCAGCCAGCCUUCUAGAUCCCAUUUAUUGUGGAAUUCCUGAUUGUUCCAUUUGGAGGAUUUCAUUUUGUCUUCUAGUGGAUCCAGAAACAACCCGCAUUGUAGAUCCCCGGACAGAAGGCAGAGAUUUGUCCCCAUUAGCUAUCAGCGUUCCGUUCUUUCACAAAUGUUCGUGA